Messenger RNA from Pongo pygmaeus (Bornean orangutan), 1636 nucleotides. It is a transcript of the gene SLC25A48, whose product is annotated as solute carrier family 25 member 48. The record is from RefSeq and is a predicted model, not a curated record. The transcript is spliced from 8 exons. Gene Ontology annotation, biological process: transmembrane transport. Gene Ontology annotation, cellular component: mitochondrion. Lineage: Eukaryota; Metazoa; Chordata; Mammalia; Primates; Hominidae. Gene Ontology annotation, molecular function: transmembrane transporter activity. The coding region runs from base 169 to 1104 and encodes 311 amino acids.
CGGCAGCCCGCGCAGCCGGUGACUCGGGGACUGGGUUUGGAGUAGGACCUGCGGCGUGCUCGAGACUCCGACUUCGGUCUUGCGGCGCUCUCGCGCCCGCGGGCCAUGCUCCACUGACUCUAAGUGGGCACUGCCCCGGCUCCGGGAGGGCGAGACAGAGCACCGACCAUGGGAAGCUUCCAGCUGGAAGACUUUGCGGCGGGCUGGAUCGGAGGUGCAGCCAGUGUCAUCGUCGGCCACCCUCUGGACACGGUCAAGACUCGCCUGCAGGCUGGCGUUGGCUACGGAAACACCCUCAGCUGCAUCCGCAUGGUGUACAGGAGGGAGAGCGUGUUCGGCUUCUUCAAAGGCAUGUCCUUCCCCCUCGCCAGCAUUGCCGUCUACAACUCCGUGGUGUUUGGGGUCUUCAGUAACACGCAGCGGUUCCUCAGCCAGCACCGCUGCGGAGAGCCAGAGGCCAGUCCUCCCCGCACGCUGUCAGACCUGCUUCUGGCCAGCAUGGUGGCCGGCGUGGUCUCUGUCGGGCUGGGAGGACCCGUGGACCUCAUCAAGAUCCGGUUGCAGAUGCAGACACAACCGUUUCGGGACGCCAACCUCGGUUUGAAGUCCAGGGCAGUGGCUCCUGGGGAGCAGCCAGCAUACCAGGGGCCGGUGCACUGCAUUACAACCAUUGUGAGGAAUGAGGGCCUGGCGGGGCUGUACCGGGGGGCCAGUGCCAUGCUGCUGAGGGAUGUCCCAGGCUAUUGCCUCUACUUCAUCCCCUACGUGUUCCUGAGUGAGUGGAUCACACCUGAGGCCUGCACAGGCCCCAGCCCCUGUGCCGUGUGGCUGGCAGGCGGCGUGGCAGGAGCAAUUUCUUGGGGGACAGCGACUCCUAUGGAUGUUGUGAAAAGUCGACUCCAAGCUGAUGGGGUUUAUUUAAACAAAUAUAAAGGUGUCCUGGACUGUAUCUCCCAGAGUUACCAGAAGGAAGGUCUUAAAGUGUUUUUCAGAGGCAUCACUGUGAAUGCGGUGCGGGGCUUCCCCAUGAGUGCGGCCAUGUUCCUUGGGUACGAGCUGUCGCUGCAGGCUAUCCGUGGGAACCACGCAGUGACGAGCCCAUGAGCGCCAGCUUCAACAGCCCUUGCAGAGAAGUACUUUUACCUUCACUGUGCAGACGCAAUGACCCAGGCUCACAAGCGAGGACUGCAACCAGGGUACCUGCAGGGGGCACCGUCUUCCCACCUCCCUACUGAACUGCACAGCUUGACUCUGAGAGCCACCCACAGGCUCCCAGAGCCCUAGAGGACAGGUCUCUGCCACCAUUCUUUGCCUCCCAUACCCUCUUUUUCUUUCUCAUUGCAGAAAGAUCACUGUAGCCUGAGAACUCUUCUAAAGACAGCAAUCUGACUCCUGUGCUCACAUGCCCUCCUUGGCUCCCCAUUGCCCUCUAGAUAAAGCCUUCACCCUGCUUCCGCUGGCCUCACCCCUCAUCACUGUUCUGAAUGUCCUGCCCUCUCUCUCGCCCCUAGGUCUUUGCUCAGGCUGUCCCCUCUGCCUGACAUCCUCUUCUCGCUCCUUUCCCACUGUCCUUGGCUUCACCAGCUCUUUGCCAUCCAGGCUGUAGAAGUCUCCUCCUCCAGGAUGCCGGCUUGCU